This is a messenger RNA of Carcharodon carcharias (great white shark), 4687 nucleotides long. RefSeq names its product transforming acidic coiled-coil-containing protein 3-like. The transcript is spliced from 17 exons. Gene Ontology annotation, cellular component: cytoplasm. Gene Ontology annotation, biological process: mitotic spindle organization; cerebral cortex development; cell population proliferation. NCBI's taxonomy places the organism in Eukaryota, Metazoa, Chordata, Chondrichthyes, Lamniformes, Lamnidae. The coding region runs from base 145 to 3084 and encodes 979 amino acids. The record is from RefSeq and is a predicted model, not a curated record.
AACCCGUUUGAGCUUUAACCUGAAGGAACGUCCGCUUUGGAUUGGAGACGGCAGUAAACGGUCGAAUUUUGAAAUCUGCGCGAGAAGAACGAAAAGGAAUAAGGUUGGAAUCGUGGAGAAGGCGGCAGGAGGAGGGACUGGAGCAUGAGUUUGGAUUUGGUUGAGAGUACUUUCUUUGACCUUCAAAGUUCUAAUAUAAUGGAUGAACAAUGUGACCCAUUGAUACCAGUGGAGACUACAGGAAGGCCAUCAAUUCUUCGAAUGUCUCAGAAGGAAAACUUCCCUCCCAAAGGGUCAACAAAACUAUCAAAGGUGUCGUUUCAGACUCCUUUAAGAGACCCUGUUACACGCAAAGUACUUGGCUCACAUCUGACUAAUAAAUUGGAUGCACUUGAGGCUGGAAUAAAUUAUGGGUGGAGCACUGGCAGUCUAGGAAGCCUUGAAGUGACUGAGGAAAAAAGACAUGAAGACUCUGGAGGUACUUCUGACUCUCUGGGUUCUAAUCUGCAACCAGAGAAAACAGAGGCCAAACCAACUACUGCCAAUGAUGUUGGACUUGGGGAUGAAGAGCAUAUUUCGUCCAGAGGAACAUAUACGCUUGAUUUUGAUAUGCUCAAUGCAAUAAACCCUUUUCAGGGUGUGUCCAAGAUCUUAAACUCCCCGGCAAAGAAAUUGACUGACACGGAGCUUGACUGUCUGGAACAACAUACUGAGAUUUUCUCAGUGAAUGACCAAACACUGCCUAACAAAACUACACAUCUGUCAAAACUCUCUCCCUCCAACAGCAAUGCAGAUCAUGGUACAAGUGUAUCAAAAGAUUUCCAACAGGUGGAAAGUCAAAGCAACAUUGAACAGAACUGUGAGGUGAUCAUAUCACAGACAUCAUCCAACUAUGAGGAAGACUGUCUUGAGAAGGUGGAUCAUAGUGCAACUCAGAAAAAGGUGCAAAUUUCACAACUUCACCCAAAAGAUACUCUCAAUCUUGAUUCUAACAAUAUUGACUUUUUUAUUACCCCAUUCCAAACAGGAGGGCCAAAACUUCCCAAUGUGCCACCUGGGCAUAAUCAAUUGUCUCAAAAUGCAAAAGUUGUUGACUUAAUGCAACCAGUGAGGUUGGAGAUUGAAUUCAACAAUGGUUGUGUUGAAGGUGAGAAGCCCCCACCAAAAAAGUUGGGGAACAGACCAGGAGGCCAGUUGCAGCUUAAAAAGCCAGGUGUGACUACAAAGAAGAUGAUAAAUGGCAGAUCAGAAAAGCAGACUAAGGAAGCUGCAAAGCAGAAUGCAAAAACUGGUUCUGAUGAUGCUUUAGUCCCGAAGAUGGCGUACAACAUUGAGUGGGACAAACUGGAUAACCCAAAUUUUAAUCCUUUUGGCGGAGGCUCUAAAAUUGGUAAUUCUCCCAGUUCAUCUAAAUUACCAACAACCAAUUCUGAUGGACUGUGUACACCAGAUUCAGUAGAUGAUGUGGAGUCUAAUGCAAAAGAAAUGGAUCAGCUGCAGAGGCCAGAUGAAGGUUCUAAAAUUGGUAAUUCUUCCAGUUCAUCUAAAUUACCAACAACCAAUUCUGAUGGACUGUGUACACCAGUUUCAGUAGCUGAUGUGGAGCCUAAUGCAAAAGAAAUGGAUCAGCUGCAGAGGCCAGAUGAAGGUUCUGAAAUUGGUAAUUCUUCCAGUUCAGCUAAACUGUCAGCACCCAAUUCUGAUGGUCUGUGUAUAUCAGAUUCAGUAGAAAAUAUGGAGCCUUAUAUAAAAGAAAUGGAUGAGGUACAGGAGCCAACAGGUUUUGCUGAGACAAUUAACACUAAUGAAGUUCCUACUACGACUGUCAAGCAACCUUCCAAAAAGAGCACUUGCAAAGUUAAACCCAUGAUGGAAGUCUCAGCAAUUCCUUUAUCGCAGGAUGGUGUCCCUUCACCUACUGCUGGAAACGUUACUGAGACCAGGCUGGCAAUUGGUUUAGAAAGAUUAAUUGCUGAUGCCAGAGUACCAUCAACAAUGAGUGAUACGGAACCACUGGAUGUUAUUGACUUUGGCUACUCUGUGCCAGGAUCCUCUGCAUUCCGUAAUGCUAUUAUUGAAGAUGAAGCUGAAGAAUUCAGGCCCGCUGACCAAAUUCCAGCAUUUAAUCAACCAAUAGAAAUUGAUUACCUGGAACAGUUUGGCCACUCUUCAUUCCAUGCUUCUGCUUUGAGAAAGCAAUCUCUCUACCUGAAGUUUGAUCCCCUUUUGAGAGAAAGUCCUGUUAGAUACAAUGAGACUAAUCUCGGUUUGACUAACCGAGCAACUGAUGGUUCUGGCGUUGUGGAUCUUGAAACCAGACUACCUCUGCAUGCUGAGCAAUCAGAAGAAUUGGUUGAUAUUACUACCUUGAUCCCUGACAUCCAAUCCAUCAUCAAUCCAGUAGCUGAUUUUGCAUCAGUUGCCAUUCCUACUGAGGAUGCCAUUAUUGAAGUGCUUAAGUACAGUCAGAAGGACAUGGAUGCUGCAAUUCUGGCUGUAAAGGAAGAGGUUACUUGUGAGAAAGCCAUAACUUUGGAAUGGAAACAGAAGUAUGAGGAAAGCCUGGCACAGUGUGCAGAAAUGAAAAAAAUUGUUAAUGAAUAUUCUGAAGUGACCUUUCAAAUGAUGGAGGAAUCUGGCAAGAAGAGUGAAUUGGCCAAGGCAGAGCUGGAGAAAGUAACAGAAGAAAAGAUGCAAGCCUUAAAGGAGCUAAACUCAGUUGAAAACUCAUUUUCUGAGUUGUUUAAGCGAUUUGAAAAACAGAAGGAAGCAAUUGAGGGUUACAAAAAAAAUGAAGAGUCUCUAAAGAAAUGUGCUCAGGAUUAUCUUGCAAGGAUUAAGAAGGAAGAGCAAAGGUACCAGGCUCUGAAAGUUCAUGCUGAAGAAAAAUUGAAUCAAGCAAAUGAAGAGAUAGCACAAGUACGUAACAAAUACAAGGCUGAGAUUGCUGCUCUCCAGGCUCACCUACGCAAGGAGCAAAUGAAAGCCAAUUCCUUGGAAAGGAGUCUGGAACAAAAGACUAAAGAAAAUGUGGAACUAUCAAAAAUCUGUGAUGAACUAAUUUCCAAGAUGGAGAAGAUCUGAUUUUUUUUUCCUCAUCUGACUUGUAAAAACUAAUGUAUCCUGUCGUCCUCCUUUGACCUCAAAUAUUGCUGCCUCAUUUGAACUCCACUGUUUCUGCCUUUUUUAUAUAACUCUGAAUAUAUUUUUUUUUAGAAACAAUUAAAGUUGAAUAUUAGAAACCUGCCAUGUGUACAAAAGUUUAUGGUAAUAUUUGUGAUAUCCUGAUCAAGUCCCAAAUUGGUAACCUCCCUCAAUAAAUGUUAGCAAUUAAAUAGCUUUUAAUUUUUUUCCCCUCAAACCACUGCCUAUUUUCUUUGAAUAGUUGGAGAACACCUGGACUGUUGAGUGAUCUGCAUGUUUUCAUUAGUCGAGAACCUUGUGGCAUUUGUGAUUAAAUAUUUAACAGAUGAAAUGCUCAUUUGAACUCCCCUUAUAAUAUAGUCAAUAAUGGGAAGGCUUUACUUGUCCCAUUUAGUAGUACAAACAAUCGCUUAGCAGUACAGAACUUGCAUAUUGCUGAAAAGAGACAUGUUGCCAAAGCUUUUCAUCAGAACAAAAGCAAGAAUGCUAAAGUUCAAAUAAUCUCCACAAUUAUUUGAUUUGAUUAGCCAAUUGUUGAGAUGAUUUGCCCAUGUACCUGGCGUUGCACCAGCACAAAUUCAUUCAUGACGUUGUGUGUUGGGAAAACAUCUUUGAAUUGGCAGCAUCCUGUUAAUGGAAAAUAACACUUGCGUCACCACUGCAGAGUUGUAGCAUGAAACAACUUGGUUAAUUUUUUGCUCAAACUUUUCCUUUUCAGGGUAAUUUGAGGUUGACUGGGCAUUUUUUAGGUCUGAAUGGUCCUUUGGCUCAUUUGUUCGCUGUGUAUUGCAUAAAACUUGCAAUGAUCUGAUUAGGAUAGCCUUAUGCUCUUUCUGUAUCGAGUUUGCAAGGUGAGCUAGGACCCUAUACAUGUUGGGAUUAUUAUAGUUUCACAUGCUAGGGCUUUAGUCAUUUGCUCACCUUAGUGCUACAACUUCUUUAACAUCAGAAAUCCUGACGAUUGCUGAUCAAAUCAAACUUGUUCCUUUGGCUGUUCGUAAUAGAGUACAGAACACACUUAAUCAACCCCGUGCUUGCAAAACCGAAAUCAAAACCUGUUCAAUGUCAUUCUGUGAUUGGGCAGCACUUGUUGAACAAUCUUGAGUGCUAAUAGCCACAUUAAUAACCAAUUUAAGAUAAUCAGUCAAGCUCUUUAACAUGGCUUAUUUUCAUUUGUUAAAAGCAGCAUAAUUUAUGCAGGGACCUUGUCGCUCCAAACAAAAGGAAUAUGUGCUACUCUUGCCCUUUUUGAAUUGCCCAGAAACAUGAGCCCAUUGGCUGAGGCAUUCCCAUAGAGAAAUCAAGAAACAAUCAGACCUGACAUGUUAACCAAUUGGCAUCCUUUUUUCUCCUGUGGUAUAAAUUGCUGAGAUUGUUUGAAAUUUGGCAUUCUUGUGUUUGUCUUGGUAAUUGCAAGAUGAAAAGCUUCUCAUUUCUUCUUUCAGUAAUAUUAGUAUGACUUCCUUAACAUCAAUCUUUUUUACUGCUUAGCUAAUGGAUUAUUAAUAUGUGUAUUUGUUUGAAUAAAAGGUUUAAGAUCUUG